Messenger RNA from Bursaphelenchus okinawaensis, 1965 nucleotides. The record is from the annotation of a GenBank genome assembly. Lineage: Eukaryota; Metazoa; Nematoda; Chromadorea; Rhabditida; Aphelenchoididae.
AUGAAUCGUACGCUUAUUCUGUUUUUGUUCGUUUUUUGUUUUCAAUUUAAUUGUAAGUAUUUUGGAUUUUAUUUGAAAUCUAUUUUAUAAUAAUUUUAAAAAAUCAUUACUCUUUUUAAAUUUUUUAAUGAUUAUGUUAAAAUAGUUGUCAAAAAAAAUAUAUUUUGUGAUGUCAAGAAUCUAAAGUUUUAUAAAAUUUAUUUUUUUUCUGCAUUAAAGCAAUAGAAUUUUUGGGUAUAUAGAUGCUGUUAUCGAAUACCUGAAAGUUGUGCCCAUUGCACCAGGUACAUUUUACUUGGUAUGGAAAAUGUCGUCAGACGUCAAUAUACAUAAAGAAAAUGCUUUCUUUAAGGCAAGUAAAAUUUUAUACAAUUAAUAAACAUAAUGAAAAAAAUGUUACUCAAUAAAAGGACCAAUAUUUAAACAAAUAUCAUUGUAAGUUUUUUGCCCAACUUUUUGCGUAUCCAGGGCCGACCACGGGCAAUUUUAAUCUUGAAUGGUGGGGGGGGGGGAGGGGGGGGGGAGUGGGAAGGGUUGUAUGCGAAAAAUAGGUACAACAUUGCUUUAGAUUAAAAGUCAAAUCCAGCAAGGUGACGAAGCUAGAGCAAUUACUGAAUUACUACCGAAAGUUGCAGACGUAUGUAAAGAACACGUUGGAAGACAAGGAGUUACUAUAUGCUCUUACAAUAGCACAUCUCAUGCAUUCGGUGUUAAGCAAGAAUUCAUGGUAAAAUGCAGUUUGAAUCUCCUUUGUUAUUUUUUUUGUUUUAAGGUUGACUACUACGAGAAAAAAACAAAUCUACUAGGAUCAAAAACAGAAACUGCUACGUCCUAUUUUUACCCACCAACCUUAAGAGUCGUCAGUAACAGCCACGACUGUAUAAAACUGUUGUUACGUGUAGAAACGUUUGGAAAUUUACCGAAAAAAGUAAAAGUGGAGCUUAAAAGCGUAUGUAUAAUAAUAAAAUUGUUGUUAGAAAUGAGUUACUAACUGUCGUUAAAGUUUUUUUUAGAAUGUAAAAAACGCUGAAUGGUCUUCGGAUAAUACGUAUCUGCCAAUUCUCAAACCGCAAAACCUAUAUUCGUACCAAUACUGUAACUCUGGAAGUACUUUGUUGUUUUUAAACAAAACUGAAAGUUAUUUAUUUCGAUACCAAGCUAUUUAUGAAACAACGUUUUCGUUCAUGAACAAAAACUACACUAUAAUAAAAGAUUUUACUGAAGAAAGUGAAAAUUUAUGGAGUCAUGUGCAAUGUAAGAACAAGAGUUGUAUUUCUAUGUACCCCUGUAAAUUUUAGCUUGCAUAUCAAAAAUUAUUUUUAGAUAAAAACGAGCCAAGAAUUGUAUUUCCAGUAGUUACAACACGCACAAACUCCGGCUGGUUUUUAAAUUUUACUUUGCCAAACAUUACAAAAAAAGACGACAGUGAAGAAGCUUACAGAAUAGAAUAUAAGUAAGUUGAUCAGAUAAAUAGACAAAAAAAUUUCGGUUUUACCCACAUGUGUUCAAAUACUUUUGACUAGGGAUUUUAAAUCUUUCAGAAAAGACCGCUAUUCUCGACCAUACAAUUGGAUCUCAGUGCCAAAGAAAACUUUAAAUAGCAUAACAAUCACCAACAACCAAGUAUCCAUAAAUAUGACAGAAGUCGUAGCUAAAAAGAAAUUAUUACCAGAAACCGAGUUUCGUAUAUUUUUCCGCCAGCGCACAACAAAUGGUUGGGUGUGGUCUCAGCCAAGCUACUCCUUCAAGCACUCGGACCUACCUAAGAUAUCAGGCUUAAAACCAGAAAAUAUUGUUCAAAGACAAAUUACGAUUUUUCACCGAUUGGCUAUUGUUGUGUUGCUAGUACUGAUUGGUAUUAGCGCCGGAUAUAUUAUCAAAAGUUUGAAUGCCAACAGACUUUUCAAAAAUCUUGGUUUUGGUUACAAGAAGUUGGAUUCGGACCAAGAAAUGUCUUUUGUAUAA